Colletotrichum spaethianum is the source of this 465-nucleotide messenger RNA. RefSeq lists its product as uncharacterized. The coding region runs from base 1 to 465 and encodes 154 amino acids. The transcript is spliced from 3 exons. NCBI's taxonomy places the organism in Eukaryota, Fungi, Ascomycota, Sordariomycetes, Glomerellales, Glomerellaceae. The record is from RefSeq and is a predicted model, not a curated record.
AUGGGCCUUUUCGGCAUGGCGGCGAGCUAUCUCGCCUUUUCCGUACUGCACUUCUUCCAGUUCGUUCUGGCCGUGACCGUCUGCGGCCUUUAUGCCGUCGACCUCAACCACGCUAGGAGCGAGGGUAGCUAUACCGACGGGAAAUGGGUUUUUGCAGUGGUUGUCGGCGCCCUCUCCGCCGUUACGGCUUUGCUGUACUUUAUCCCCUUCAUCUUGCGCUUCGCCAUUGUAUGGAUUUGGGAUGUCAUCCUAUUCAUCCUGUGGAUCGCCGUAUUUGGUCUCUUUGGUAGUAUGUACAUCAAGGAGAAUGCUGAGGGCGACAAUGGGAUUCAGCGGAUGAAGAACGCUGUCUGGGUGGACUUGGCCAACGCCCUCCUCUGGCUCAUCAGUGCCCUGGCCACCGCUGCCUACUGGUGGAGACAUCGUGAGCGCCGCACUCGAUUCACAGGCCGUGGAAAGGUCUAG